AUGGAUUUUGAGCUCAUCAUUAAAUUGAUGCAUGAUGAAAGCAUUAUCAGUCAAGAAACUUACGACGAUAUUUAUAAUUGUGACAUUGGAUCUACACGUGGUACUUUCCAAAUGUCUUAUGGCGAACUUAGAGGAACAUUUGCGCCCGGGCCUUCAACUGUUGUUUCGGAUAUGGAAAAGCAAAAUGGAGAGAUAUUGGGACCACUCGAAAUUGAUGUCUCAGAAAUGACCGCUACCACAUACGGUUAUGACCCAAAAAAAUUACAACGGGAAAAUGCUGAUUCAUUACGUCACAGAAUGGCGUUAAGUGAUGGAGCAGUAAUAACGAUGUGUAAUUCUUCGGAAGCAACAUUGAGGUCAAUUACAACAUCAAGAAGUGUUACUGAUGGUUCGUGUAAUGUUUUUCCAGCUCAAUUAAGUCUCAAAAAUAAGGCAAAACCGGAUAAUAUAUAUCAAUUAAUGACAGUUGAUGAUCAAAGAACAUCAAGGUCGAGAGUGCCAUAUCAAACAAUAAGUGAAAGAACACUACCGAAGGGUCGUUCGGUCAGUGUAACAACAUUUGAAAAUGUACAUGAUUUCAAUACCGGUAAUUCUGGUAAUACAAUCGCAGCUGCGGCGAUGUCUCUGAAACAGUUCGCAUCACAACUUCGCUCACCACGAUUUUUUGAACCUGUCACAAAUUUGAAAUGCUUUGUACCAUAUACACCACCACCCAUGCUAAGUCCAAUGAGACGAGGCUCAGGAUUAUUUUGGAAAAUUUCACAGACUCCUCCAUCAAAGAUCAGUAUGAUGCAAUCAUCACAAGGAAAUAAUAAUUUUGACAAAACGGGAGCUAGCGAGAAUCAUCACGAAAAUAAAACAGACGAGGAACCAAUGGGAAAACGUUUACGACGUUGCAUUACGUCAACAUUGCAACCGGUUAAAGAAAGUUCUGCAGAUGAGGAGGAGCAGGGAAUGCGAAUGCCAAUGCGAAAGAAUGGAUUAUGUUAUUCAUCUCAAUUUUUCGAUACCAAAUUACUACACUUGGAAGCCAUACGAAAAAAAUCGGAUAUUUCCUGGAAUAGUUCCAGCUCAUCGGGUAUCCUUUCUGGUACAGCAAAUUUAUCCUCUCCUAGGAAAUUAUCGGUUUCAUUGGAUGGUGAAGCUCUAAGAAAGGCAUCAUCAUGCUCCGAUUUCGGUGAAGAAAUUUUCAUCGCUCCAGAAUCAGAUGCUGUGCCGCACAUAAACUGUGGACGUGAUUAUCAAGUAAAGGUGAAAAAAUGGGCUGAUCGAGCCAUAAGCGAUGAGGAACGUGAUGCUAUACCUGAUCGCGAUGAUGCCAUCUUCGAUUGUAAUAUCAUUGAUCAUCUGGACGAUUCUGCUGUUGAGGCCUAUGAAUUGUUAGCUUAUAGCAAAGCGGUACCACGGCCAGGUAGGAACAGAGAAUUGGCACUACAUUUGCUAAUGGAAAAUAAGGGGAAUAUUCAAGAAGCUGUUUUGGAUUUAAUGCGAUCAGAUACGCUGGACUGGAGUCAAUAUCCAAUCAUCUAUAAUUCAAUAUAUACUGAUACAAGUUCUUGGACGCCGGAGGACAUCAGUUUCUUCCAAGAUGCCAUCUAUAAAGGCGAAAAAGAUUUCCAUCAAGUAGCAUUAGAUCUGGGUAACAAAACAGUGAAGCAGUGCGUGGAAUUUUAUUACAUGUGGAAGAAAGCAUGCCCAGACGACUAUCGAAAACUAAGAAAUUUGCGACGUAAACGUCAGUUGCUGGAAAUGCAACAACAGCUUGAUUUAAUGGAAAGUUAUAAUCUGAGGUCGAACAAUCGACCAGUCGAAAGUAGCGAAUUGUCAGGUUCAGAAGAAGGAAGUGAACUGUCUGCUAUUUCACAUGAAACAGAUAAACUAAAAAGUGGAAAUCCGGAGAGGAAUACAGGCUGCUCGCAAAUAGCACGGAAGUACUCAAUGGCAAGAUUUAGGGAACUACCACACUCAAGCGCUUCAUCGUCAACGGUUGUCGGAAAUGAUACUAUAUCUCGACCUUUUGCCCAGUUGCAUCGACCACCAGUUAAAAAAGGUGCCCAACCGGCAGCUGAUGGCUUUUUUCAUUGCCGUCUGUGUGAUAAAUAUUUCGAGAAGGUAAAAAGUUUGAAUGCCCAUAUGAAAUCACAUGCAAUGAAAGCACGAGCUGAAGCUGAAGCAGCACAGUCACAGCUCAAUUUGCAACAUCAUGACAAUAAUAUUAAAACAACUAAUGCUAGUAAUAUUAUCGAGAAAACGAUAUCAGCAAAAAGCUCCCCAAUGACUGAUUCAUUAUCUUUUGUUCAUCAUCAUCAUCACCAUCAUCAUCAGAAGGAGCAACAGCAAAGCUCGUUGAAUGCUGAUCCACUGAAAGCUAACGUCGAGAGACCAACCAUACAAGUCACCAAUAAUUUUGCUACCGCUGUUUCAACUACAGCAGCUAUUGCCAUUUCUGAACAGCAUCCACUCAGUUCAGUUAUCGGAAAAUCAGGAAGUAAUGGAAGACUUGGUCAGGAUCUUUUUGUGCAAACACCUCUAACGCAGGAACAUCAAUUCACCCAGAAUACUUUGAUGUCCGGUUCGUUGGGUUUAGCUGCUCAUCAAGCUCUCAAUCAAUCUCUUACUGCUGCCAGUGUUCUCAAUCAGUUUCCACAAGCACAGGCUCUGCAAUUCUUGAAUAAUUUACAAAAUCCAGCCAUUACUCAUUGA
This is a messenger RNA of Acanthocheilonema viteae, 2703 nucleotides long. NCBI's taxonomy places the organism in Eukaryota, Metazoa, Nematoda, Chromadorea, Rhabditida, Onchocercidae. The record is from the annotation of a GenBank genome assembly.